This is a messenger RNA of Rubroshorea leprosula, 853 nucleotides long. The record is from the annotation of a GenBank genome assembly. NCBI's taxonomy places the organism in Eukaryota, Viridiplantae, Streptophyta, Magnoliopsida, Malvales, Dipterocarpaceae.
AAGACCACUGCUAUUAGUAUUUGCAGAGACAAACACAAAACUUCGAUAGACAGAUCGGAAUCCGAAAGCUUCCCGUCUCGCAGAUCGGAGGAUAAGAAGAAUGGAGUGUGUUUUUGGUCUCGUCGGUGACGGUUUCGCUAUUCUGGCUGCCGACACAUCGGCGGUUCACAGCAUCUUGGUGCACAAAUCGAAUGAGGACAAGAUCAUGGUCCUCGACUCGCACAAGCUCGUCGCCGCUAGCGGCGAGCCCGGUGACAGAGUGCAAUUCACGGAGUUUAUACAGAAGAACGUGGCUUUGUAUCAGUUCCGUAAUGGUAUUCCUCUGACGACUGCCGCUGCGGCGAAUUUCACUCGCGGAGAAUUGGCUUCUGCUUUGAGAAAGAACCCAUACGCUGUGAACAUUCUGAUGGCUGGCUACGACAAAGAGACAGGCCCUUCACUGUACUAUAUUGACUACAUCGCUACCAUGCACAAGGUUGAUAAGGGAGCAUUUGGUUAUGGCUCCUACUUUUCCCUUUCCAUGAUGGACAGACAUUACCAUAGUGGGAUGACAGUUGAAGAGGCCAUCGAUUUAGUCGACAAAUGCAUAAUAGAGAUCAGAUCCAGACUGGUCGUUGCACCACCAAACUUUGUAAUCAAAAUUGUUGACAAGGAUGGAGCAAGAGAAUAUGCCUGGCGUGAAUCUGUCAAGGAUGCCCAUGUUGCCUCUGCCUGAGCUCUUCAAGACUUGGUUUUCAAAACAUUGGUCAAUUUGCUUAUAUUUCCGUAGUAAAUUUGGAGAGUUUGAUGACAUUUUGUAUGUUCAACUCCAAACUUAAUUUUUAUGAAAAAUGAAACACUCUGCACUUUCUUU